Molecule: messenger RNA, 2064 nt
Organism: Asparagus officinalis (garden asparagus)
Lineage: Eukaryota; Viridiplantae; Streptophyta; Magnoliopsida; Asparagales; Asparagaceae
Product: UDP-glucuronate 4-epimerase 3-like
Source: RefSeq, a predicted model, not a curated record
UCCACCGAAAGAAUCUCCCUAUUAAAUCAGAAUCAUCCUCCUCCCAAAUCCAUUUCCCUUCUUCUUCGCACAUACAAAAAUCAAACAAAGCAAACGACCAUUUAAAAAAAUAUAUAUUAUGUUUUCCAAUUGACCAAUUCCCUAAUAAAUCAACGGAAAUCAACAACCCAGACGAGAAAAAGGUCGCUCCUUUCCCCCCCUUUUCCUCUCUCAACGAAGCAAGAAUCCAAGAUCAAGAAAAGGAAAUGGAUAAGAUCUCGUCGCCGUCGACGCCGGGGAAGUACAAGGGCGAGAGGCCCAACUACCAGCGCCUCCUCCGCCAUUCCUCCUUCUCGAGGUUCGCGUUCUUAUCCUGCGCCUGCGCCCUCGCUCUCUUCCUCUUCUUGCAUUCAACGGGCCCCACUCCCUCGUCGUCAUCAUCAUCCAAGCCCUCGUCGCUGAUGCGCCGAUCUCUGUGGACCUCGUCGUCGUCGUCGCGUGCGCCGCCAUGGGGCGGACCGCAGUGGGAGAAGAAAGUUCGAGACUCCGCCAACCGACGCAAGGGCGGCAUCGCCGUCUCGUCACCGAGCCGCCGUUUCGUCGGUAGCCACGUUUCGUCGUCAAGCGACGCUGUCAUCGGCCUCGAUUGCUUCAACGACUACUACGAGCCCUCGCUCAAGCGCGCUCGCCAGGCUCUCCUCGACCGCUACGGGGUGUUCGUCGUCGAGGGCGACAUCAACGACGAUUCACUCCUCAGCAAGCUCUUUGAUGUUGUAGCUUUUACCCACAUCAUGCAUCUCGCUGCCCAGGCCGGCGUCCGCUACGCGAUGAAGAACCCUAGCUCGUAUGUUCAUAGCAACAUUGCUGGCCUUGUCUCCCUCUUUGAGGUCGCGAAGUCCGCGAAUCCCCAGCCGGCCAUUGUCUGGGCCUCCUCGUCCUCGGUCUACGGGCUUAAUACUAAGGUGCCGUUCUCGGAGUCUCACCGGACUGAUCGCCCUGCUUCUUUGUAUGCGGCCACCAAGAAGGCCGGAGAGGAGAUUGCACAUACUUAUAACCAUAUCUACGGGCUUUCGAUCACGGGGCUGAGGUUCUUCACUGUUUAUGGGCCUUGGGGUCGCCCAGACAUGGCUUACUUCUUCUUCACCAAUGACAUUCUCAAGGGGAAGCCUAUUACAAUCUUUGAGGGGGCGAAAGGGGAGACUGUGGCGAGAGAUUUUACCUACAUUGAGGACAUUGUUCAGGGGUGUAUUGGUGCGCUUGAUACAGCGGAGAAAAGUACUGGGGUAAAGGGGAAGAAGAAGCGGCCGGCGCAGCUUAGGAUUUACAAUCUCGGGAAUACGUCGCCGGUUCCGGUUAAAGAUUUGGUGAAGAUUCUUGAGAAGUUGUUGAAGGUGAAGGCCAACAAGAAAGUUGUGAAGAUGCCGGCGAAUGGGGAUGUGCACUUCACUCAUGCUAAUAUUAGUCUUGCUCAGAAGGAGCUUGGGUAUCAUCCGAGGACUGAUCUCAAGGCCGGGCUGAAGAGGUUUGUUCGCUGGUAUAUAGAGUACUAUAACCCUCCUGGUGCUGCAUCGAUGGCCAAGAAGAAUGGAAAGAGUAGCUCGAGCUAACAGAAGAUGGGACUGGACGCUUCUGCAGCUGGAUUGUGACUGAAAAUUGUUCUGCAUCCGAGAUUGGUUUGCUUUUGCUCCAGUUCUUCUCAAUACCAAUCCAUGCCUUGUAAUCUGUUCAUCUUUCGGUCACGGUGCUUCUAGAAGGAAAAAGUGGUAUUUUUAUGGGUGACUUGAUUUUGAUGCUGAUGUGAGAAGAAGAAAGGAAAGAGAGCAGUAGACCAUGGGAAGAAAGAUUGAUUCUUGUCCAUUCUUUGUGUGGAUUGGGAUAUGGCAGCAGCGUUACAUGUGAACUCUAAUUUGCGAGUUAGGUUGUAUACAAUUUGGGACUUAUAUUAUAUUUGGCAUUUUUCUUCUCACGGACAUUUGUAUAAAUUGACGAUAGGCAAGUUUAAGCCAAGGCAGUACCAUUUGAAAAAACUUUCCAUUAGGUAAAGAGAGGUUCACACGUAAUGCACAAGGAUGCAGGUUCUCAUUA